This is a messenger RNA of Arachis ipaensis, 582 nucleotides long. The record is from RefSeq and is a predicted model, not a curated record. Lineage: Eukaryota; Viridiplantae; Streptophyta; Magnoliopsida; Fabales; Fabaceae.
AUGAAAAUCAAGCAUCAAUUCACCUCGGUUGAGCAUCCCCAAGCGAAUGGACAAGCAGAGGCAGCCAAUAAAGUUAUAUUGGUAGGAUUAAAGAAAAGACUUCAAGAAGCAAAGGGAGCUUGGGCUGAAGAGCUUCCUCAAGUAUUAUGGGCCUACCGAACCAUACCUCAUUCAACUACCGGAGAGACACCCUUCCGACUUGCUUAUGGCAUAGAAGCCAUGAUCCCUAUUGAAAUCAACGAGCAAAGUCCGAAGGUGAGUUUUUACAAUGAAGUUGGUAACGCUCAAGCCCACAAAGAAGAGCUCGAGUUGCUCCCAGAAGUCCGAGAACGAGUCCAGAUAAGAGAAGCAGCGUUAAAACAAAGGAUAACAACAAAGUACAACCAAAGGGUCAUUCGAAGAAGUUUCGCCUCAGACGACUUAGUCCUCAUCCGUAAUGACAUCAGGGUGAACAAGUCGGGAGAAGGAAAACUCGCAGCAAACUGGAAGGGACCAUACAAGAUAGUUGAGGUCUUGGGAAAGGGCUAUUAUCGAGUGUCCGACCCAGGAGGCUCCGAGCUUCCAAGAAAGGGUUUUCCUUGA